Molecule: messenger RNA, 324 nt
Organism: Quercus lobata
Lineage: Eukaryota; Viridiplantae; Streptophyta; Magnoliopsida; Fagales; Fagaceae
Product: monothiol glutaredoxin-S6-like
Exons: 1
Coding region: 1-324 (107 amino acids)
Source: RefSeq, a predicted model, not a curated record
AUGGCUGCAGUGACAAGCUUGGUAGCUGAAAACCCAGUUGUGAUUUUCAGCAGGAACAUUAAUUGUCCAAUGACUCACACAGUCAACUCACUCAUAACUGGGUUUGGGGCAAACCCUGUGUUGUACUAUCUUGAUAGGAUGCCCAACAGGCAGCAAAUUGAGAGUGCACUGGCUCAACUUGGUCGUCAGCAAAAUCAACCAGCUGUGUUCAUAGGGCAGCAAUUCAUUGGUGGCCCUACUGAGGUAAAUAGUCUCCUCUUAAGGAAUGAGCUUGUUCCACUGCUAUUAAGGUCUAACGCUAUAUGGGUAUGGAGGGGAGCUUAA